AUGGCCAAAAAAGGAAGAGGGUCAAAAUCGACUAAAUUAUUAAACAAAACUGCAUCAGCCGCAACAGGAUCAAAUGCAACUGCUGGACCAUCAACAACGACACCCCUAAUCAAGAAACAUCUGAAGAUCAGCGAUGAGCUCAAGCAAGCUGUGAAAGAUCUAGGUGGGGAUGACAGUGAUUUGGAUCUGAUAGAUGGGAUUGAUGAGAGUGGUGAUGAUGAACCUAAUGCUAUAUCUGCAAAGUCUCCUAAAGCGGAGAAAAAGGGAACUGACGAGAAAUCACUCAAAAGGGAAUUAGGGGAUUUCAUGAAAGAAUUGGAUUUCAAAUCUGUCGGAGGAGCUGAUGUAGUCAGCGAAGAUGAAGAGGAGGAGGAAGGAAGUGUAGCUGAGGACGAAGAGGAAGAGGAUGAGGAAGAGGACGAGGAAGAGGAAGAAGAAGAGGAAGAAGAAGAGGAAGAAGAGGAAGAAGAGGAAGAAGAGGAAGAAGAGGAAGAAGAGGAAGAAGAGGAAGAUGAAAGUAAGGAAGAACAGUCCACAAUAGAGCCCUCAAAACCAACGAAGAAAACUGUCGUAGAAGUUCCUAAAGCUACAUCGACCAAAACAUUCGAUAUCGAUUCAACUAGUGCAACCAAUGUUCCAGCUACAUCAUCAUGGACCACACUCCUACCUGAUCUCCCACCACUUGAAGCUCCCUUAAAACCUAUACAAGGACAUGCUUUCAAUGAAAUACGUCAAAGAGCUUUCAACUUGUUAGAUAAUUUACCCCCAUUGAAUCGAGCUUCUUCUUCUGCAGAUGCAGCGUUCAUCUCACAGAUAUUGACUUCAGGUACACAUCAAGAUAGGCUUUCUGCUCUGAUAUUGUUAGUAAGGGAAUCACCUGUACACGCAAUGAAAGAAUUAAAUAAAUUGAGAUUUAUGGCAGGUUGGAAAGAAGAUGGUAUAGGUGGUGGUUCAGGUAGUAAUAAAGAUCAAAGAGUUGCUGUAAUGAAAGCGAUUGCAGAUUGGUGGGUAAAUGGUGGUGGAAAACAAAACGGAAAAUUAAGAUACUUCGCAGAUCAACCUCUUCUUGCUCAUCCACAAAUCACCGAUAGACAUUUAUUGAUGUACGCCUUUGAGGAUUAUCUAAAGAGAUGGUUCUUCAACUUACUGCAAGUACUUGAGGUUCUAUCGCAUGAUACACUCCCAUUCGUUAGGACUCAAGCCCUGCACAUCGUGUAUCAGUUGCUUGCAGGAAACGCUGAGCAAGAACAAAAUUUGUUGAGAUUAGGCGUCAACAAACUUGGAGAUACCGACAAGCCAGUUGCUUCCAAAGCUUCUCAUCACAUUCUCCAGCUCUUGCAAGCUCACCCAAAUAUGAAAUCCGUUGUGGCUCGUGAAGUCUCUGCAUUAGUCCUCAAACCAGUAGGUCAAGCUGCGGCAGCGGCUUCGUCAGGAUCUCAUAUCAAAUUUGACGAUGAUACAAAAGGGAAGAAACCUGAAGAAAAGAAAUCUGAUACCGCCAAUCAUGCAAGAUAUUAUGGUUUGAUCACUUUGAACCAAAUGACGUUGACUAGAAACGAUCAAGAAGUAGCUGGGAAACUCGUUGAUUUAUAUUUCGAAGUAUUCCGCGAAAUCUUAGGUGAUGGAAAGAAAGAUAAACCUAUUGCGGGUCGUCAAGGUGAAAAUGGAGAAGAAGAAGAAGAAGCAGAGAUUCCGGAAGAACAAAUUCAAAAGAUUGCAGGAAAAGUCGAUAAAUGGCGUGGAAGAAGGAAAGGAUCCAAACCUAAGAAUGGAAGAAAAUCAGCAAUUGAACAAGAAGAAGAAUUAAUCGAAAAUUCAGAGGCUAAAUUCGUUGCAGCUGUUUUGACAGGUAUAAAUCGUGCUUUACCUUUUGCUAAACUUGAUGAAACAAACUUCAUAACUUAUAUGGACACCUUGUUCACUAUAACUCAUAAAGGGACUUUCAACACCUCAAUUCAAGCUUUAAAUUUAAUUUAUCAAGUCUCAAGAACAGAUUCAGAAUCAAAACAAGUCGUAUCCGAUCGUUUCUACAGAACCCUAUACGAUUCAUUAUUUGAUGGGAGAUUAAUCACCUCUUCAAAACAGGCAAUGUACCUCAACUUGCUUUUCAAAUCAAUGAAGAAUGAUGAUAGGAUAAAUCGAGUGAUGGCUUUUGUCAAGAGGUUAUUACAAAUGUUAGGGAUGCAUCAACCUCCUUUCAUCUGUGGUGCUUUAUAUCUGUUAGGAGAGUUGUUCUCAUCGACCCCCGGAUUGAAGAAAAUGCUCAUCGAACCUGAGGAUGAUGAAGUCGAGCAUUUUAUGGAUGCCGAUAAAACUCAGACCACCGAAGAGAAAGUCAGAGCUGCUACUGGAAAGGAAUAUGAUGGGAAAAAGCGAGAUCCGUUAUAUGUCAAUGCUGAUUCAAGUUGUCUUUGGGAUCUGAUACCUUUCUUAAAUCACUUUCAUCCAUCGGUAUCACUUCAAGCCAAUCAACUGCUAUUGUCGCAAGAUCUAACAGGAUCAUCAGAUAUAUCAUUAAAUUCUCUAGUGUCAUUCUUGGAUAGAUUUGUCUAUCGAAAUCCAAAGAAGACAUUACAACCUAAAGGAGCAUCAAUCAUGCAGCCCGCAGCGGCAUAUGACAAAUCGGGUAUGAUCACACAGAAUAAAGGCGCGAGGUCAGAUGGACAGAUGGUCAAUUCAGAACAAUUCUGGAGAAAGAAAGUGGAUGAUGUACCUGUGGAAAUGUUGUUCUUCCAUAAAUAUUUCUCGGACAAAUUGAAGAGAUCAGAGAAUAUCAACAGUAAGAAAGGAAAGAAGACUGCAUCGGAUGAUGAAGACGAUGAAGAAGACGAGGAGGAAUUACCUGAAAUUAGUGAAAAUGGUUCUGAUGAUGAUGAAGAUGUUGACGUUGAUGAUGAAGAUGCAGUGGAGGACGAAGAAGAGGAAGAAGGAAGUGAUCCUGAAGAAGAUGAGAUCUGGAAGGCAAUGAAAGCUUCCAUGCCUAAAGCAGAUGAAGACAUGGGAUUAUCCGAUGUGGAUGAUGACAGUGAUGACAUAAGUGAAGAUUCAUCUGUGGAAGGUGAUGACGAUGAUGCGUCCAUCUCGGAAGGCAAAGAAGAUGAAGAAGAGUCUGGUUCAGAGGCUGGAGCUGAAUCUGAAUCUGAACCUGAGAUUGAAGUUCCAUCGAAAAUAAAGAGUAAAGACAAGAAGAAAAGAGCAAGUUCGCCAGUAUCAUCAGAAUCUUCUUUCCCUGACUUUGACGAUGAAGAUGAUGAUCUCCUAUCUGAUUCUGAGAUGCCAAAUAUCCGCCUCGAAAUCGAUGAUUCAGAUAAUGAAGAUCAAGAUCAAGAAGAGGAAGAAGAGGAGGAUAAAGUGGAAGUUGGAAAAAGGAAACGAAAUGAUGAAAGGAAAGAAAAGAGAAAGAAGAGGAAAGAAUUACCAACUUUUGGUUCUUACGAAGAUUAUCAAGCUCUCAUUGAAGCUGGAGGUGAUGAAGAGGAUAUAUAG
Kwoniella shivajii is the source of this 3486-nucleotide messenger RNA. RefSeq lists its product as uncharacterized. Gene Ontology annotation, cellular component: nucleus. The transcript is spliced from 8 exons. NCBI's taxonomy places the organism in Eukaryota, Fungi, Basidiomycota, Tremellomycetes, Tremellales, Cryptococcaceae. The coding region runs from base 1 to 3486 and encodes 1161 amino acids. The record is from RefSeq and is a predicted model, not a curated record.